This is a messenger RNA of Pollicipes pollicipes, 1856 nucleotides long. RefSeq names its product trafficking protein particle complex subunit 13. Gene Ontology annotation, cellular component: TRAPPIII protein complex. The transcript has 9 exons. Bases 19 to 1230 code for a protein of 403 amino acids. The record is from RefSeq and is a predicted model, not a curated record. Lineage: Eukaryota; Metazoa; Arthropoda; Thecostraca; Pollicipedomorpha; Pollicipedidae.
AACAAGCGGACGCGAACGAUGGCAGUGAUGCGGCUGACGCGGCCGACGCUGUACAGUAACCCGGUAGUGUCCUGCGACCCGCGCGACCUGCCCGGCGCGACGCUGACCUCGGCGCCGGACGUGACCAGACUGCCCGACCUGCCCGACCUCCAGCUGGGCGAGAUGCUGCUGCUGCCCCAAAGCUUCGGGAGCAUCUACCUGGGCGAGACGUUCUCGUGCUACCUGUCGGUGCACAACCACAGCUCGGAGCCGGCGUCGGACGUGACGGUGCGGGCCGAGCUGCAGACGGGCUCGCAGCGGCUGACGCUGACGCCCGGCCCGGGCGGCGUCGAGCGGCCCGUCACGCUGCCGCCGGCCGCCAGCCGCGACCACGUCAUCCACCACGAGGUCAAGGACACCGGCGCGCACAUUCUGGUGUGCGCCAUUAACUACAUCAGCGAGGCGGGCGUCAGCAAGUUCUUCCGCAAGUUCUUCAAGUUUGAGGUCCUGAAGCCGCUGGACGUCAAGACCAAGUUCUACAACGCGGAGUACGAUGAGUACGCGGCGCUUUCAGACGAGGUGUACCUGGAGGCGCAGAUCCAGAACGUGACGCCCGCCGCCAUGUGCAUGGAGGGCGUCUCGCUGGAACCGUCGCCCCUCUUCGACGCUACCGAUCUGAACGGCGUGUCCGGCGGUGAGUCGUCGUUCGGCCCCAGCGGCUGGCUGGGACCGCAGGACAGCCGUCAGUACCUGUUCUGCCUGGCGCCGCGGCCGGAGCUGCGCGCCGCCAGCAAGCAGCUCAAGGGCGUCACGAACAUCGGCAAGCUGGACAUCACAUGGCGCACCAACCUGGGCGAGCGCGGCCGCCUGCAGACCAGCCAGCUGCAGAGGAUGACGCCCGGUUACGGGGACCUGCGGCUGACCAUCGAGGACAUGCCCAGCGUGGUGGAGCUGGAGGAGACUUUCCACUUCACGUGCCGUGUGCAGAACGCCAGUGACCGCAGCCUGGCGCUGUCGCUGCGUCUGGAGCCGCCGGCCGGCGAGCCGGGCCUGGUGUGGCGGGGCGUCAGCGGGCGCCAGCUGGGUCAGCUGGCGCCCGGCGCCACGGCGCCAGUGACGCUGCAGAUGGUGGCGCGUCGCCUCGGGCUGCAGACCAUCUCGGGCGUUCGCCUGCUGGACGCCGGCCUCAACCGGCCCUAUGACUACGACAACCUGGCGCAGGUGUUCGUGCGCCGGCUGUGCCCCGUCUGAGGCGGCGGGUCGAGGCUGAGCCUCUCGGCGUCUGUACCCGCUGCCGUGUCGGUGGCUUGCGUGAGAGAGGGUGGAGCCGGGCAGACGUGAAGCAGCGCGAGGUUGCGCCGGACGUGUGGUCUAAGGUGUACAGUGGAGGACGCGGGUGAACGCCCCUCGCCGUGGGGUCUGAGGCGUUGCGCUGUGGUGAUGGCGCCUGGCAUCUGUGAAUUGAGUUAUGCUUGUUACUGACGGUAGCAGUUUUGUUAAGUUGUAUUAUCAUUUAUCAUUGCCGCAGAUGAGUUAGUUGUGGACGGACCCGCCGGGUAGACGUGCCCGACCGAGAGAGCGGCGCUGGGUUUUAUUGGAUGCCGUUUAUAUAGAUGCGCCAUCCGGGAGUAUGUCAGUGACGCGUCCGUGCCGUCUCAUGGUUUUACUCCGGCUUAUACAUUCCUUUGGUGAGUUAUUCGGUCCGUAUCAGAUGCUGGAACCUUAUUACGUGUGGGACUCGAGAUCCUACAGGACUGAUCAGGGAGCGAUUCACGCAAGUUGUCCUAGUCUGCACACCAGCUGAAUCGCCUGUGAACCGAUACCAAUCUUCGAGACGUUGGUCAGCGCAGACGGAUGGGACGAACUUUGAUAUCCAG